Molecule: messenger RNA, 900 nt
Organism: Salvia miltiorrhiza (redroot sage)
Lineage: Eukaryota; Viridiplantae; Streptophyta; Magnoliopsida; Lamiales; Lamiaceae
Exons: 1
Coding region: 331-792 (153 amino acids)
Source: RefSeq, a predicted model, not a curated record
UAAUAUGGAUCAGAUCAGGAGGUAGUUUCUCCUCACGCAUUUGUUUCCCACUAAAUUUCGCUCCCAACCAAAUUGAAAAAGGAGCAAAAAACUUAAUGCAGCAAUGCGCAUUUAUUACUCACCACUUUCCCUCCUUCCCCUAUUAAUUUAUUCAUUCAUCACUCCCCAAACUCACCCCACCCACCCCACCCCACCCCACCUUCACCUGUUUCUGUAUUUCUACCCCAACAUGAUUUCCAGCACUCCAUUUCUCUCUCUCUUUCUCACCACCACUUCCAUUUUCCCCCACUAGAAUCUACAGAUUUACCAAAACUCCAUCCAAUUAAAUCAAUGGAAGGAGUUUCCACCACCGUCUACAAAGGAAUCAGAGGAUACUGGCGCCGCAAGGGCUACGAGCGGAUCGACGCCGCCGGCCGGAAGAGGAAGACGCGAGUCGUCGAGCUAGGCUCCGCCGCAGACGGCAGCGCCGCGGCGCCGCGGCGGCGGUCGUGGCGGAUCAAGCUGACGCCGCGGCUGAAGCUGAAGCUCCGGUUCUCGCCGAAGAAGCUGCUGCUCGGGCUGCGAGACGCCUACGUCGGCAUGAUGAUGAAGAUCGCAAACACGAGGAUGAUAGGCAGCGGUUUCGGCGGCGGAUUCGGCGGUGACGGAGUGACCGGAUUCGGCAUGCGGCCGACCAAGGAGUACGAUGAGAGGAUGAUUGUUGAGAUCUACAAAUCGAUUGUAAUGGCGCAGGGUCAAUUGGUGCCCCGCGACGCAGCGUGGAUUGGCUCCGAAAUUACCUGCCGAAGGUAAUUUUUUUUUUUUUUACAUUUUAUACUCAGUGAAAAUUUCCGUAAGCAGUGGUGUUUAUAUUUCGAUUCCGUUUAACUUCAGAUCAAUAAAAAUCUCAAGUUCAGUUAA